AUGGAUUAUUUUGGAGGGGACAAUCGCGCCAGGAUUAGCCGGACGCUGCACCGGAUCAGCGCGAUUAGGAACAGGCAGGGAGACAUUGUAGGACUGACCUGCCGCGUCGGGAGGGUCGUGCCCGGAAGUGCUAAUUUGCUUCAGGAUUUGGUGAAGGCUGGUGGGUCGUUGCUGCUCAUCGGACCACCAGGGGUGGGGAAGACAACUGUCAUAAGAGACAUUGCACGAAUGCUAGCAGAUGACUACGAUAAGCGAGUGAUGAUUGUUGAUACAUCCAAUGAGAUAGCUGGAAAUGGCGACAUUCCUCACCCAGGAAUAGGCAAUGCCCGUAGGUUGCAAGUGCCUAUCCAAGAAAUGCAGCAUAAGGUUUGCUCUAUUGAGUUUAAUACCUUGCUGCCUUGUGAAGUGUGCACAAUCGUAUAUGUUUGUAUUGUACUGCUCACAAGACUAUUGCUCGGCAUUGACACACAUGCUUAA
Molecule: messenger RNA, 477 nt
Organism: Hordeum vulgare subsp. vulgare (domesticated barley)
Lineage: Eukaryota; Viridiplantae; Streptophyta; Magnoliopsida; Poales; Poaceae
Exons: 3
Coding region: 1-477 (158 amino acids)
Molecular function (GO): ATP binding; ATP hydrolysis activity
Source: RefSeq, a predicted model, not a curated record